AAUCUCAUGAACACAACUUAUCCAUGGCAAUGUAUAGAUUCACGAUUUUGACGGUUAGUGAUCGGUGUAGCCGAAAUGAAAGUGUCGACACUAGUGGGCCAUUGUUGCAGCAAUUGAUUAAAGAUUAUGAUGAUCGAUUCUAUGUGCUCGAUUAUCAAAUUGUUUCAGAUGAUAAAAAUGUCUUGAAAGAAUUCCUCAUACGAUGGUCGAAUCGUUCAGAUGUUGAUUGCAUAUUGACAACCGGUGGAACUGGGUUAACAUCACGUGACAUUACUCCGGAAACUACUGCUGAAAUAAUCGAAAAAGAAGUACCUGGAAUUAGUUUAGCAUUAAUCUCAUCAUCGCUUUCGAUUACUCCCAUGGCCAUGCUGUCAAGAAUGAAAUGUGGAAUUCUUAACCAAACUUUAAUAAUCAAUUUACCUGGAAGCUAUAAAGCUUGCAAAGAAUGCUUCGAUGUUAUCAAACCAGUUCUAAAACAUGCAAUCGAUCAGUUAAAAGAUUCAAACGAAGUUGACAUGUUACAUCGAACAAUGCACAAUAAUUUAAAAAGUAAGGUGAAUAAAGCGCCAGUUGCUGAUCGUGAAAGACAUUCACCAUUUGAAAUGAUAUCGAUCAAAGAAGCUCAGCUAAGAAUUUUUACCGAAAUUGGACCGUAUUUUCAAAGCGAUCGUAAUGAGAUGGUUAUACCAGCGAAAAUUUUGCACAAAGCUUUCAAUCUAGUUUUGGCUCAUGAUGUCUUUGCAUCCGUUCCAUUGCCACCGUUUGAUGCUUCUACCAAAGAUGGAUAUGCCGUGAUUGCCGAAGAUGGAAAAGGUAACCGUAAUGUUCUUUCUAAAGCAUCAAUUGCUGGGUUAAAUGAAGUUACAAGAAUCGAUCGAGGAUUCUGUGCUCGAAUCAGUACUGGUGCUGCUGUACCAGCCGGUGCCAACGCUGUUGUACAAGUUGAAGAUACUGAGCUCAUAAUGAAGACUCAGGAUGACGAGGAAAAAGUUAUCAACAUCAAAACCAUUCCUGCUGUAGGUCAAGACAUACGUUUAAUCGGCUCAGAUAUUCCAGUGGAUAAUCUGAAUCCAUUGAUAACAAAAUACAGACGUUUAUCGUCAAUCGAUUUAGGUUUGAUUGCAGCAACUGGAGCUAAAGAAAUAAAGGUAUUUCGACGUCCCAAAAUAGCUGUACUUUCUACUGGUGAUGAAAUUGUUUCGGCCGGUCAACAUAGAUCAUGGAAUUGUGUUUGGGACUCGAAUCGAACAGUUUUAAUGUCCUUGUUAUUACAAUUUGAAGUUUUCGAUCUUGGAAUAACACCAGAUUCUGCAGAUAGUAUAUUGAACUGUCUUAAUGAAGCAAUGCAAAAUGCUGAUGUCAUCAUCACUACUGGUGGUGUAUCAAUGGGAGAACGUGAUUUACUCAAAAAAGUCUUAAAGGAAGAUUUUAACGCCGAUAUUCAUUUCGGUCGAAUAAAUUUGAAACCAGGAAAACCAACAACAUUUUCGACCACGACUUAUAAUGGCAAGAAAAAAUACAUAUUCUCAUUGCCAGGUAAUCCAGUGAGUGCAUUUGUGACUUUCAAAAUAUUUGUCGAACCAUUUCUUCAGCUCCUUUCGGGAAAAUAUUUUGAUUUUAAAAAGCAAAAAGAAGCCAAUCCAAUGCAAAAGUUACUCAAAUGGAUCAAAUGCAAAGUCGUUCUCGAUAAGCCGUACCAAAUUGAUACAAGACCGGAAUUUGUUCGAGCUGUCAUUACUUUUUCCUCAUUAUCGUUUCCCGAGGCCAAAUUAACCGAAUCAAAUCAAACAAGUAGUAGAUUGUUGAAUGUGAUGAAUUCAAAUGGAUUAUUGUUCAUUCCAAGUAAUCAGGAUGGUCAAAAAUUUUUAGAAAAUGGCGAUUUUGUUGAUGCAAUUUUAUUUUGAUAACUGAUUUUCAUUUAUAUACAGA
Molecule: messenger RNA, 1929 nt
Organism: Dermatophagoides pteronyssinus (European house dust mite)
Lineage: Eukaryota; Metazoa; Arthropoda; Arachnida; Sarcoptiformes; Pyroglyphidae
Gene: cin
Product: Molybdenum cofactor synthesis protein cinnamon
Biological process (GO): establishment of synaptic specificity at neuromuscular junction; Mo-molybdopterin cofactor biosynthetic process; glycine receptor clustering
Cellular component (GO): dendrite; postsynaptic membrane; cytoplasm
Molecular function (GO): molybdopterin molybdotransferase activity
Source: RefSeq, a predicted model, not a curated record